AGCCAGCUGGCUGGGGCACCGCUUUACUCCCAAGCAAUACCUGCAAUCGAGGUUUCCUCCCCAGGAGAUAGCAGCCUGUGAGCAUGGCUCAAGCGUUUGUGAACAGCAAAAUCCAGCCUGGGAAGGUAGUUGUGUUCAUCAAGCCCACCUGCCCCUACAGCAGAAGGGCCCAGGAGCUCCUCAGCCACUUGUCCUUCAAACAAGGGCUUUUGGAAUUUGUCGAUAUCACAGCCCGCGAUGACACCAGCGAGAUUCAAGAUUAUUUGCAACAGCUCACAGGAGCCAGAACGGUACCUCGGGUCUUCAUCGGUCAAGAGUGCAUAGGUGGAUGCAGUGAUCUAGUAAACAUGCAUGAGACAGGGGAGUUGUUGAAAUGGCUUAAGCAAAUUGGAGCUGUAAAGGUCUGCUUAUAGGUGAGUGACAGGUGGGACGCCGGGCCAGGAACACUGGGAGAUGGUGGAAUUCUACUGCCACGUUUUAUUACAAUCUAGGAAGGCACUCUGGCUAGGGAAAGAAUGAUCUGGGGUGAUUUGAGGAACUGUGACGUCAUGUAUGAGUUUCCCAUUUUACAAAUGGAUUAAUUUCAUCAAUGGGAGGAAGGCUUUUCACUCAACCUUGAUUUAACAAAUAUUUAUUUAGCACUUACUAUGUGCCAGACACUGUACGAGGCACUGGGAAUACAGAGAUGAACAAAGAGAUAACAUGGAACUUACAUUCUAGAGAGGUAGACCAAUCAAAAACAAGUAAGUAAAUAAUUCCUGAAACAAAUGAAUAAUUUGAUAGAACAUGGCAGGGGGAUGGGGAGCAAAUUAAGCUAAUGUGGUAAGGGAAGGCCUUUUUCAGAGGGGCUGGCUGAGCUGAGACAACAAGGAGACAGCCGUGUACAGAUGAAGCAGAAGGGCUUUUCAGGCCGAAGGAAUGAUAGCGAGUACAAAGGCCCUGAGGUGACCAGUAUGGAAUAUUCAAGGGACUGAAAGCAAGCAAGAGCAGACUGAGUGAAGCGCAGAAAGAAGGAAAAGUAGUAACAAAUGUGGGCAGGGACAAGAGCACACAGGCCAUGGUAAGCAACCUAGAUUAUUCUAAGUGCAAUGUGAAAUCAAGGUAAUUUUUGCUUUACCUGUGUUCACCCUGCAAAUCAAUUCAAUCUAAUUGGCUUCCCAAAUGACAAAACAAAGUUUUCUAAAAUUGUAACCUAAAGGAGAUCUUUGACUGAAUGGAAAACCAUAGGGUGAUGUAUUCUUCAGAAAGGAAUCAAGAUACCUUUGUGGUCUGAUGGUCUCCCCUCUCCCCAGCUCUUGUUAGUGCAAGCUAGCUUCUAAGCAGGCCAAUUGCACUGACUCACACGUGGAAAGACUCUGUUUUAGCCAAAGGAUAAAGGGGUUCAAAUUAAAAUGUUCUUUGAAGAGUAUUUAUUGCCCACUAAUUAAUGAUUAACCCUUGAGCAAUGAGUAUAUAAAAUUUGUGGUGGUUACUCAGAAUAGCAACAGGAAGUGAAAAAGCAAGGUCUGAAAAAUGCAACUGAAUCCCUUGAAAUAAAAUAGUCAAUGUUAUAAACUUUUAUUCACAAUUCUACAACAUCAUCCCCUCAAAUAAACACUGUGUCUGUUUGGGUUAGCUUUCUGGCCUCACCCCAUGCACCAAAAGCACUCAAAACCCAAUUAACUGCUGUACCAAAUGUUUCCUUUUCUGGAACACUCUUUAGCAAUUUAGGCUUAGAUGAGAAUGAAAGAAAACUUACAACUUUCCUGGGAAGGUGGGAAACACCAUUUCCCCAGCUACCUCUAUGUUGGCAUGGACACUAGAGUCCGCCAUAUUCCCCAGGUCUCUUUAUCUGCGUUGUCCUUCAGUAUAUUAUGCCCUCAGUAUUCUACUGGCAACUUGCAUCUCAAGGCCAUCUGUAACCAAUUAUGCUUAAACAGCAAGAGCAAGUGUUCUGGUAAUGAAGGGAAAUGAGAGGAAUUGAUCUUCUCCAAGAAAAUCAAAUUCUUUGUAUUUUUUCCUAGAAGAGCAGACCCCAGGCUGCUAUCCCCCUUGAAACCUUGAUGGCAUUGCAGAUAACGACAGCACUUCCUGGUGGAUGGACCUGGGGCUACGUUUACCCAGCUACAGCAACUGUUUACUUAAAAGUUUGAAAUAUGUUAACGCAAAUAAAGUGGGUGGGGUGCAUUUUGGGGGGCAAAAACAGCUUUUUCUUCUUUUGACUCUGUAUUAAAAGGGGACCAACUUGCCCAAAACAACAGGACUGAGAAGUUCGAUGGGUGUCUCGGGUUUCUUGUGGAUUGGCCCUUUUGUUUCCAGAAAGACAAGAUAUGCUUAGGAUUCACUCACUGACCCAAAAGGGGUUCCUUCUCUUUGGCACAUGUUCCUUACUACGUGUUCUCCACAUGCUGGGGCUCCUCUACCUCAACACCAGUGUUUCUCAAUCAAGUAUAUCCCAGACCUCCUGGGUCGAAUCUAUAGUUGGUUUUCUGCUACUGUCCAAAGAUUAUUUUGUUGAGUUUGACUUUAUAGAAUUUGUAUUAUGAAAUCAAUAGAUAUUCUGAAUAUGCUUUUUCAAAGGGUAUCUCCCUAGCCACCAUCCCUACCCCACCUCCUACCCCCUCCUACUGUGAGAAUCACUGCCGUGAACCAGUGUUCUGAACCGUGACAACUCAUAGAUCUCAUAGGAAAUAUUCAACAAUUCCAUGAAGGGUCUGAGCACACAGUCUGAGACGCCACUGAAAAGUUAAGCACGGUUGGUCUUCAUUUUGGGCCACAGGGAUCAGAGGUACAAAUGCAGAUGUUAUAAUCACAUGGCAGCACUGUUACGUAAGAUGGUUGUCCAGGGAAUCCUGAACAAGUGUGUAUUGAUUUGUUUAUAAACAAAAGUAAAACAUAAAAUUUUAAAUGUCACAUAGAAAACUUGUAUCCCCACCUCCAAGAAUGUGUCUGUGAAAGUAGCCAAAUUUGGGAAACUCUGUUCUAAAUGAUUUUCUCUCUUUCUUUCCCCCUCAUUCUAUGAAAACUUAAGAAUUCCUUAUUGUGAAGGGUGUUCUAGAAUUGCAAGAUUAAUUUCCCUCUGUAGUCUCUAGUAUGAAUGGUUAAUUUCUUCUCUAAUAAAGAAGUACCCAUGGAUCACA
Messenger RNA from Kogia breviceps (pygmy sperm whale), 3119 nucleotides. The record is from RefSeq and is a predicted model, not a curated record. Lineage: Eukaryota; Metazoa; Chordata; Mammalia; Artiodactyla; Physeteridae.